AUGGCUGCAUCCUGUCUUGACGAUUUCGACUCUGAGAUGCUCUCCUCCACCUCAUCGUCUCCUUCUGCGAAGAGUGUCCCUCAGACGCCUGCGGGAAACCGGCUCCAGGACGCAUUAUCUGGCGGGGCAAUGGCGGAACUCUCACCACCUGGAUCUCAGGGUCCCACGACACGAGAAGUAACCAUGACGGGAUACAAUGAAAGCUCAAAGGAUCCCUUGAUACCGGCUGGUUUCUUGGUCAAUCCCGAGUCCAACGACGAGAUGGCAGAGGGUCCUGCGAGUCAGCUGCCGGCAGCGCUGCGAGAUGAGCCCGGCGCAGCGUGGAUGAACACGAAAUCAGAGGAAGAUGCGAAGAGGGCCCUUGAAUACGUUGUGGACAAGGAAUUUAGUCUGAAGGAGUUUGGUGAUCCGUUCGACGACAGCGAUAUAAACCCGCGCAAGAUAAAAGAUUAG
Messenger RNA from Arthroderma uncinatum, 453 nucleotides. RefSeq lists its product as uncharacterized. The record is from RefSeq and is a predicted model, not a curated record. The coding region runs from base 1 to 453 and encodes 150 amino acids. The transcript has 3 exons. NCBI's taxonomy places the organism in Eukaryota, Fungi, Ascomycota, Eurotiomycetes, Onygenales, Arthrodermataceae.